This is a messenger RNA of Dermacentor silvarum, 4251 nucleotides long. RefSeq names its product syntaxin-7. The record is from RefSeq and is a predicted model, not a curated record. Lineage: Eukaryota; Metazoa; Arthropoda; Arachnida; Ixodida; Ixodidae. Gene Ontology annotation, biological process: intracellular protein transport; vesicle-mediated transport; vesicle fusion. The transcript is spliced from 9 exons. Gene Ontology annotation, molecular function: SNARE binding; SNAP receptor activity. The coding region runs from base 682 to 1593 and encodes 303 amino acids. Gene Ontology annotation, cellular component: SNARE complex; membrane; endomembrane system.
UCCGUUCGCUCUCAUUCCUCCACUCGUCUGCUGCCGAAAGUUUUGUGUAUGCUAUGCUGCUUUCAUGUUGUGUUUACUAUGCAGUUGUCACUGCCCAUAUUGAAUUCACAGUUGUCCAGUAGCUCUCGGCAGCGCAUUCUGCGUUUCCUUGCAGAGGCCUUGGCCUCUACUGCCAAUACCUAAUCAGCCUACAAGAUUGCUUAUCUCUGGGUAGAGUCAUAUCAGUAUCGCCCAAUCUGUUCCGGAACAAUCUUUCUGCUUCUCUUCGUAGUGCAUGCCCCUGUUGGCGGCGGUGCGUAGCGGGGACAGUAUUUACUCCUAGUAUACGGCGGAGCGGUUUGCGCCUUCCGUAACCGACUAGUACCAGCUGAUCACCAAUCUCGAAACGAAGUGAACUGCCCGUGUUUGAACCCCACGUACGGGAUCCGUGCGGCCGUCCGUCCCCUAACAGCUGUUGCGACUGCCGUUCGCGGGGUGGUGUGCGUGUAUGCGUUCCGUAGCACGUUGACAUUGUUUUCUCAUUUCGCCGUGCAGCGUAUGAACGGUGUGACGUUGAUUGUCACCGCUGCGACAGCGGUGAUACCGGUGUCUCGACCGCCUCGUCGGUCUUGCCGGUGCUGAUUGGUGGGUGUGCCCAGUUCCGGCAGGUGCUUUUGACAAGGCUCUCCCCCCGACAGCCCGAUGUCUCUGUGGAACAGUCCCGGCGGCGGCCGCACCGCCCAGAACUACGGCAGCACGCAGCAAGGAUUCGGCAGCAUGGAAAGCCCGUCACGAGCAUCAAUCGAUACGUCUCAACGAUACCACCAGCUGUGCGACAACAUCAGCUCUAGCAUAUUUGCCAUCAACAAUGACUCUGCCACUCUUGAUCGUGCCGCUAGACAGCUGGGUACGCAGGCGGACACUGACGCCUUCAGAGAGAAGCUCCACAUGACGCAGCAAAAUGCCAACCUGACCAUCAAGAGCACCACGACUGCGCUGCAAGACCUGGGAACACUAGUGGCCCACGGAGACAAGCAACAAAAACUGCAGUCAAGCCGGCUUCGCAAUGAAUUUCAGGAAGUUGUCAAGCGUUACAGCAAUCUGCAGAAGACCGUGGCUACCCGACAGAAGUACACAAUGUACGCACGACCAAGUGCCACAGCUAAGCCCUCUGGUGACAGAGGCUCACAGACCAGUGGCUGGUUUGAACAAUCACGUCCCGAGGAAACGACUGCGCUGCUAGACGAUCCGGGUAGUCCCCAGUCACCGACGCUACAGCAGCAGCAACAGGCGCACUUGAGGCAGGACAUGGACUACGAGCAGGCGAUGCUGGUGGAGCGGGAGCAACGCAUCCGGCGGAUCGAAGCAGACAUGCUGGACUGCAACCAGAUCUUCAAGGACCUGGCAAACAUAGUGCACGAACAAGGGGAUGUCAUUGACACCAUCGAGGGCAACAUUGAGAACACCCAGCAAAACACUUCGCAAGCCGUGGAUCAACUGCGUAGCGCAGCCAACUAUCAGAGGAAGUAUCGACAAAAGACCUGCUGUCUGCUCGUCCUCGUGGUUGUGGUGGCUGCCGUGGUGGCCCUGGUCAUCUACUUCUCCAUCAAGUAGUCCCAUCAGCACCAACCAUGGCCAGCUUCCACUGUUCCCUGCACUGCGCAUGUGCGCGGCCGCUUUUCAAAUCUUACCAGCGGUAAUCGGAGCGAAACAUGUGCUAUGGAUGCCUUCUCGGUGAAAAUCGCGAGUUCUGUAUGUUUCACGUGUGCCGUUUGUUCAGGGAAGAUGGAAGUUUAAGAAACUUUUGUCAGGUGCCCCUUAUCCCUGACUCAAAGUCGUUGCGGGCAUUCCAAGUUCUGUUAACCAGAGGAUGAUGUAGCAGAUGACGCUUACCAUUCACAGCAAGACCCAAAGACUAUAGCCAAGAAGAAGUUCCUCGCUGUUUGUUGACAUCGCGGGGUACUGCUAUUAACAAGAGCCACUAACAUGCCAUUUAGGAUUCUACACAUUUUAGCUCACAAACCAUUUGAAUCACAGCAAGUGAGUUCAGACACUUUGUGGAAAGGCUACUUCUAGCAUUGGGCUCGAGAUUCACGAAAUUGAGAUUCACGCCACCAGCACUUCUGACUGUUUUGAGACCUCGAGAUAUGGAAAGUUCUUCGCUGGACUCAACAGCACAUGCUAGCUUGAUGCUGAAGGUGCACUUGCGGCGUCCAACUUUUAAGGAGCCUAGAAAAACUGGUUCUUUGAGCACUGUGCUACUUUAGGUAUGGUACUUACUUACUUGCCAUGACAACGGUACUGUGCUUGAGCCCCUGACAUGUUGGUUCUUUAUGUCUUGAGGUUGUUAUCAAGGACAGGCGUCCUGCUCCUUACUUGUUCAGACUUGCGGGACCAACUAAACGUUUAGUUGAGCAGCGUAGUGACACUUCUUCACGCUUGUGGAGUGAUUGAUUUCUUUGUGCAGAGCUGCACAUUUUUCCCGCUGAUUCAUCACUUAAAAUUGCAGCUAAUCAGGAGCCGAGUCAUUUUAACAAAUGGAUUCACCUUUUUUUAAUAAGUUUACUUAGUGCAUGGACGUGACUGACCACUACUUUCAGUGAUUGCUCUGUUUCAUGAAUGAUGCGCAGUAUGCUGGAUGCAAAAUGCAAGUGCCAUAUUAAACGAAGCAUGGGGGCUCAAAAAACUUGGAGGACGCUUAAGCUUUGCAGCGUGUUUUGUCGUUCUUGGAUUUUGCCAUGCAUGGUUGCAAGUAGCACAAGUGAGAGGGAAAACAUGGUCGGUGCAUCGACGCAGGUGAAAGAAACAACGGGCAAACACGACACCUUCUUUGUUCUAAGUGGGACAAUGGGCUCACAAAGAGGGAUCGAAUGAAAAAAAAAGGAACUGCAAGACAGACCAGCAUGUGAUAAACCAGAGACAGAAAAACAAAUCUGCAACUUUAUUUCAUUGCAAAAAGCCAGAACUUUCAAAGGUAGAAGCACUGCAAGUGAACAAGAAACUGCUAAAUUGGCGCAAUAUGACGGGAGAAAAAAAAUGCAUAUGGAGCCAACACCAGUGUUCUAGAAAUGCAACAUCCUUAUUGUACUAAAUUCCCGACGGCUGACAUACAAAUUUCAUUACAUUUGUGGGUACUAUUACAGUAAAUACAACUUGCAAAUACAAAAUUAUAGAACUAGAGAUGCGAGUCAGAAGUUCAGUGUUUCUACUUUCUCGUGUGCUUGAUUUUUUUUUUUUUUUUUAAUGCUGUAGCCUUCUCUACUUUCGGUUGCAAAGACAGAUCAUGAUAGUGUAUAGCUUGAUGCUGAAAACACUUUACAGUAACCGAAGGGAGGUGAACAGCUUGAAGGCACAGCAGAAAGGACCUGGCACACCAUUGUUUCUUCAGUUUGCCAUCUCAUAUUGUCUCCCAAAUUAGAGUGUUGAAACUGACAGCAUGGAGUUUAAUACUAACAUUACUAGAGGGAAAUCUGCUAAGGCAGCAUGGGAAAAAUGGAUGGUACAUGUAUUUGUUUAAACAUUCUCCUUCUGGCUUUCAAUGACCAUGUUGAAGUUAAUGUCAUACCACAUUCUUAGUAUGGCAAUGAUUUGCCUCACUUAAUCAUUAACUUCAAUCGUACGACUGUUUUAAAAACAUGAACAAAACGAUUUGUUUAGCGUAGCCAAAAUCAAUACCCACGCUGAGCUUACUGCUUAAGCGGUCAAUAAGUGCAUACAAGUUUAAAACAAGCCAUUUCAAGUUCCUCUUGCUGAAAUAUUUGACAUUUUUGCUACUAAAAUACAUAUUUUAAUCCACUUGCAACUGGCCUGGCCUUCCUGCUGUUUGUCUGCUGACUGUAAUGUGUACAACGUGAAGAUAAAAAAGGCUCAGUGCUAGUUCCUCUACCAGCUGCGAUUAAAAAAAAAAAAAAACUCAUCACUGAUAUGUGGCUGUUCAUUGGUUGGACUAGCUAGAGGUGUCUUGUUUAAUGCUGAACAAAACUCCAUUCAACAUGUGCGACUUUUCUAUUGCCUCGUCGAAGAAGCUUGUCAGGUGUUUGCUACAGCUGAAUUUUGCCUCUCCUUUCUUUUUUUUUUUUUUUCCCCUCGUCGAACCACUGGCCAAGCCUUUGUUACGCAUGCCUCAAAAUCGUUUCACCAGAACUGGCAUGUGGAUUACCGUCCGCCUUCUAUUUUUGAAUUUUUUUUUAUAUAGUACAUGUAUAUUACUUGAACCUGUUGUUUCGUAUGCUGUAUAAUAAAGAAAUGCUUGUAUGUUGUGUUUGCUACUAA